Molecule: messenger RNA, 492 nt
Organism: Hydractinia symbiolongicarpus
Lineage: Eukaryota; Metazoa; Cnidaria; Hydrozoa; Anthoathecata; Hydractiniidae
Product: nucleotide-binding oligomerization domain-containing protein 2-like
Exons: 1
Coding region: 1-492 (163 amino acids)
Cellular component (GO): cytoplasm
Source: RefSeq, a predicted model, not a curated record
AUGAAAGAUAUCAUGCAGGAAGAUGAUAGAUGCGUUUUAAUUAGCGGUAUUGCUGGCAUUGGAAAGACUUCGCUUAUUGACCAACUUGUUUUACAAUGGGCAGAUGAUAAAGUUAUGAAUGAUUUUGACUUUGUUUUUAAAUUUCCUUGUCGCGAAUUGAACACGUUAAUAAGCAUCUCCAGCUGGGCCGAACUUGUACUAAAAACUUUACCACACACUUACGAAGGAUUUUUUGAUGAGCUAAUGGAAAACAGUGGCAGAGUUCUGGUUAUCAUUGACGGCAUUGACGAAUUUCGAUAUCUUGAUGACGUAAAACACCUUUCCGCGGGAAAUCCUAGACAUAGGCUCGCUUCUAUUGUGCAUGAUAUAAUAUUAGAGAGGAAUUCAUUAUUGUCUAACGGCAAGGUGAUUGUAUGCGGCCGACCACAAGCUUGUAAUAAGCAUAGUAGAGAUGAAAAGCAUACUAAAGUUAAUAGAAGUUUCUGGUUUUAA